Messenger RNA from Protopolystoma xenopodis, 1077 nucleotides. The record is from the annotation of a GenBank genome assembly. Lineage: Eukaryota; Metazoa; Platyhelminthes; Monogenea; Polystomatidea; Polystomatidae.
AGAAAGAUUGAGCAGAUACGAGAGGAAAAACUUAUCGCAAAAAGAAAAGAAGCAGAAGCUGCAGAAAUUCUCUACAAAAAAGCAAAGUUAGACCCAGUUGUGAGCCCCAGCUUAAACAGCCUUCAUGAAAAUGAUAUUCUUCCUAUAAACGCAAUACAUAGACAAAAUCAAAAGUCAUUGCCUGCAUCACCGUUUCAAGUCCGUAAUUGCGACAAAGAAUCAAAAUCGGUUCAAAUAGCAAAACCAAGUGAAGCCAUAUCUCUAUCAAAGAGCUCUGAAAAAAUUAAGCGAGAAAGCUUACCCCUCCAACCUUCUAAGCCUACAAAUGAAGUAAAAAAUACGAGCAAAAAGUCAUUUAACUUUCAGGAUCUACUUGAUCUGGCAAAGAAAAAUGUUGAGCAAGGAACGAAAAAACCUUCAUUACUUACGCAAGAGGCUCAGGAAGAUUUCAUGGUCCAGGCCAAGCCGGAUAUUGUUUUGCUCCCGAGGUCGAAAUCGGAUACUCACACAAAGGGGCCACUAUCUAAAUCAUUGCCAUCGCCUAAGUUAGAAAGCCAACCAAAAAGUAAAAACAAGCCCUUAGAGUAUGUGAUUAAUUCAUUUAACAAGCAUAAAUUGAGCCAAUCAAAUGCAUUGAUAUCCCAGGCCUACAACACUGCACAUAAAGUUGCUCCUCAUUGCCCCGCUAAGUUAGAUCAUCCUAUUUCAAAACUGGAAACGCUAGGCAAAUGCAGAACAGGUGAAAAAAAUGAACGCACAUUGCCUAUCAAUUCGACUAAUCUUACUCAGCAACCCUCCAAGCGAAUUACUUCUCAAAUAUCUGCUGACAUUCAUGGGCCGGCAAAACAUAAAAUUCCUGAUCGUAAUAGUAUAUCCAUUGAAUCAACUAGCGCACAUCAAUCAAAAUUGAGUGUUCUUUCUGGGAUAUCGGCCCAGCUUGGCUAUGCUCUCAACUUGUCAAACAAAACAGAGUCUAAUAGGGAAUCACCAACUAACACAAUGGAGCCUAGAAUUGCUGCUCAGAACUCAGAAAAGUGCACUUUCUUAUCCACGGCAAAAAUGGCCCAGCCUAAGUCU